This is a messenger RNA of Hyaloperonospora brassicae, 375 nucleotides long. Lineage: Eukaryota; Oomycota; Peronosporomycetes; Peronosporales; Peronosporaceae. The record is from the annotation of a GenBank genome assembly.
AUGAUCGAAGAAGAAGAAUGGGCCAACGAGCAAGAGGCGAACCGCAAACCUGGUCAGAAACACCCGACGCCUUCGCCCGGCUUUGCUGAUCGGGUUUUCUACGAGAGUCUGUUGCAGCAGCGGCCAUCGAGUCGCAUGGCGCAGAAGUGGUGUCUGGAGUACGGUGUGCUGAAGUGGGCAGAGGCCGAGGCGCUCUGUAAAAAGACAGGCGUCAGUGCUCACAUGACGGGUAGUAACCGGUCGGCCAUAGCGAAGAAGCCCACGAAAAUGUCAGGCGCUACGAAUGCCCGCCGUGUUUAUGACGAAGAAGGAGCUGCCGAGGCCAUGGAGAUCUCGAGCGGUGGACACGAAGGUGUUGGGCGACGAGCUCUGUAG